Penicillium diatomitis is the source of this 351-nucleotide messenger RNA. RefSeq lists its product as uncharacterized. The record is from RefSeq and is a predicted model, not a curated record. Bases 1 to 351 code for a protein of 116 amino acids. NCBI's taxonomy places the organism in Eukaryota, Fungi, Ascomycota, Eurotiomycetes, Eurotiales, Aspergillaceae. The transcript has a single exon.
AUGCAUGAGCCAGAAGACGAGGCCGGCGAGACGGUGAAGAUACCCUGGAACUAUAGUUCAAGCAUGCGAAAUCCCGGGGAUAUUUGGCAGGGCGAGUCGGUGUGGACCUCGAAUGUGGCUGCAGCUGCAAAUCAUGACGAGCUCUGGUCACCCUUUUGGCCUUUGUCGCAGCAGGGGAGGACAGGAAGUGGCACAUGGAGUGAGGCUGAGAGGAAGGCAGACUUGCCUAACGGAAGAAAGAAUGAGUUCCCAGCUUCCUUCAGCAAGACGGCAACGACGCUAAAGCCGGAAAUAGCCAAGAUCGGAAGUAUGGACUUGAGAUGCUGCGCCUCGGAGAGCCGGUUACUUUAA